Messenger RNA from Saprolegnia parasitica CBS 223.65, 1190 nucleotides. RefSeq lists its product as hypothetical. NCBI's taxonomy places the organism in Eukaryota, Oomycota, Saprolegniomycetes, Saprolegniales, Saprolegniaceae. The coding region runs from base 17 to 1153 and encodes 378 amino acids. The record is from RefSeq and is a predicted model, not a curated record. The transcript is spliced from 3 exons.
AAUCGCGGCUUGCAGCAUGCUUUACGGGACGUUCCGCGCGGGGGCCGACAGCGCGCUCGCCCGCCCGGCGCUCACAGCGACAGCCGCCAAGGCCUUGCUUCUCGUCUUCUUUCUCUGGGGCGUCGGGGUGCUCGAGACGUCGAGCGUCCCGCUGCGCCUGCCCGACCCAGGAGCGUCGACUCGCCUGCCGAGCCCCUCGCACCAUGAUGUAGAACGCGCCUUUCACGUCAACGGCUGGACCAUGGCUUCGUCCUCGUACUUUUAUCUGUCACCCGCGACCAUCGACGACAACGCCAUCUGGAAAUCGCACUCGGGGCUGGACGUCGCAUUAGCGCCUCUCGUUCCUCCGACGUGCUUGGCAUCAGUCGAUCUUGACGUGGCGAUGAUGUUUGUGGACGGGCCUGAGCUUCCAUCCAUCACGCAACCUGCGGUCGCCGUUGCGCAUCUGGCCGCCGACGUCCACGCCAACUGCGCCAUUGUCGCACGCGCCUAUGACCUCGGCUACACUGGCGUCAUCUUCCACACACCGGCGGAAACCUCUUCCUUUGAUAUUUGCCCCGCGAUCACUGCGGCCUUGGACAUCACGCCUGGAGCUCCGUUUGUCAAGGGCGCGCCGCGCUUGAGUCUCGGAGCUACCCGUGCCCGCCACCGCGUGCCUGCUUAUAUCAGUCUUGUCGAUACCGCCGCGCUGGCGUCGCUCCGGUUGUCGCACCACGACGGCACAUUGCACUUGCACCGGACUUGCGACGUCCAAGUCCAGACGGCGCCCACCCUCACCGGCCACCUCUCGUCGCCCAAGAUCGGAAGCGCGGCCGUUGCGCUCGGCGUGUAUCUCGAUGGCGCGUCGCAUGCCGAGCUGGUCGCAACGGUUGCGCGCACCUUGCGUGCGCGCAUGCAGGCGGGCUGGACACCAACCAAGAGCGUUAUGCUCGUGGUCUGGCCGAACGAAGCGAGCGCAGUCGAGUGGCUUGAGGACCCCGCGAACGCGCACGUGACGUUGUUGCGCCUGGACGAGGCGUCAACCACGGCCGUAACUACCGCUGGCACCCGGGGCGGCGACGCUUACAAGGUUGAUGCCGUCAACGUGCCGCACCUUCGCCGCGCUGCCUCGGCGGCCGUCAUCAUCGACACCUUGGUCGCGCUGGCUGCGUAAGGCAGUUGCGAUACACCAACAUGAAUAUCCAAAACAG